This is a messenger RNA of Capsella rubella, 806 nucleotides long. RefSeq names its product actin-depolymerizing factor 1. The record is from RefSeq and is a predicted model, not a curated record. Gene Ontology annotation, molecular function: actin filament binding. Gene Ontology annotation, biological process: actin filament depolymerization. Gene Ontology annotation, cellular component: cytoplasm; actin cytoskeleton. The coding region runs from base 120 to 539 and encodes 139 amino acids. The transcript is spliced from 3 exons. Lineage: Eukaryota; Viridiplantae; Streptophyta; Magnoliopsida; Brassicales; Brassicaceae.
AAAGAAAAAAAGGUGACCGUCUUCUUCUCUCUGUCGAUUCUCUUAGCCGCCUGAAGAAAAAUAUCUUCUUCUUCUUCUUCUAAGCACGACUUCGCUCUGAUACUAGUGUGUUUCCAGCCAUGGCUAACGCGGCAUCGGGAAUGGCUGUGCAUGAUGAUUGCAAGCUGAGAUUUCUGGAACUGAAGGCGAAAAGGUCACACCGUUUCAUUGUUUACAAGAUCGAAGAGAAGCAGAAGCAAGUUGUCGUUGAGAAAGUCGGUGAGCCUGUCCAAACCUAUGAUGAGUUUGCAGCUUGUCUUCCAGCUAAUGAAUGCCGUUACGCCAUUUACGAUUUCGACUUUGUCACUGCUGAGAACUGCCAGAAGAGCAAGAUCUUCUUCAUCACUUGGUGCCCUGACAUAGCUAAGGUGAGAAGCAAGAUGAUCUACGCGAGCUCCAAGGACAGGUUCAAGAGGGAACUAGACGGAAUUCAAAUAGAGCUUCAGGCAACUGAUCCAACCGAGAUGGACCUCGAUGUUUUCAGAAGCCGUGCCAACUAAAAAAAGUAAACCCGAAAGUUUAUUAUCCAUUUUUCCCUUUGAGAAAGAUCUAUAUGAUGUUGUUUCGGAGUGAUAAUGUUACCAAUUUAUAUUAUACAUUUUGCUGUGAAGAAUCUAUGAAACCUAAACAGCUUCCGUUUAUAUCGCGGUGUUCUUGUGUUCAAUGUUGUUCUAAAAUGGUGUGUAAGGACCCAAAAUCGUCUAUUGAAGAUGAUGAACCCAUUUUGGUAUCAUUUUAUGAAAUGGAUGAGUAAAGUUUCUCUUUAA